UCCCGGGAGGAUGGGGUGCCAGUUGCAGGAGGAACUGGGAAGGCUCCGAGAGAGAUUGUGAGAACAGUAAGUGUGGCUCACAGAAGAGCAUUUUUAAAGAAAUACAAUCAUUGGGGGUGAUACCAGAUUUAUAAUGGAGGUUCCCCCAGCAACCAAGUUUGGUGAGACCUUUGUGUUUGAGGACAGGUUAGAGACACAGCAAGAACUGUUCCCAGGGGAGGACCUGGGGGACCCUUUUCUUCAGGAAAGAGGCUUGGAACAAAUGGCUGUUAUCUACAAGGAGAUUCCUCUUGGGGAACAGGAUGAGGAACAUGAUGAUUAUGAGGGGAAUUUCAGUCUGUGCUCAAGCCCCGUUCAGCAUCAGAGUAUCCCCCCAGGAAGCAGACCCCAGGAUGAUGAGGUAUUUGGCCAAACCUUCCUCCAGAAAUCUGACCUAAGUGUGUGUCAGAUAAUCCAUGGUGGAGAAGAGUCCUGUACAAGAGAUUGUGAGGAAACAGACAGAGGGGACUUGGGACCUAACACACCUCACAGAACCCCACCACCAGCCAAACCCUACGCGUGUCGCGAGUGUGGGAAGGCCUUCAGCCAGAGCUCCCACCUUCUACGGCACCUGGUGAUCCACACCGGGGAGAAGCCCUACGAGUGCUGCGAGUGUGGGAAGGCCUUCAGCCAGAGCUCGCACCUUCUCAGACACCAGAUCAUCCACACUGGGGAGAAGCCCUACGAGUGCCGGGAGUGCGGGAAGGCCUUCCGCCAGAGCUCAGCCCUCACGCAGCACCAGAAAAUCCACAGUGGGAAGAGGCCCUACGAGUGCAGAGAGUGCGGGAAGGACUUCAGCCGGAGCUCCAGUCUCAGAAAACACGAGAGGAUUCAUACAGGAGAGAGACCUUACCAGUGUAAGGAGUGUGGGAAAUCCUUCAACCAGAGUUCAGGCCUGAGCCAGCAUCGGAAAAUCCACACCCUAAAGAAACCUCACGCGUGCGAUCUCUGUGGGAAAGCCUUUUGUCACAGGUCACACCUCAUCCGACACCAGCGGAUUCACACCGGGAAGAAGCCUUACAAAUGUGAAGAGUGUGGCAAGGCCUUCAGCCAGAGCUCCAAUCUCAUCGAGCACCGGAAAACCCACACUGGCGAGAAACCCUACAAAUGCCACAAGUGUGGCAAGGCCUUCAGCCAGAGCUCCUCACUUAUCGAGCACCAGCGGAUCCACACCGGGGAGAAGCCCUACGAGUGCUGUCAGUGUGGCAAGGCCUUCUGCCACAGCUCGGCGCUGAUCCAGCACCAGCGGAUCCACACCGGCAGGAAGCCCUAUGCCUGCGAGUGUGGCAAGGCCUUCCGACACAGGUCGGCCCUCAUCGAGCAUUACAAAACACACACGAGAGAGAAGCCCUAUGUGUGUAAUCUGUGCGGCAAGUCCUUCCGGGGGAGCUCGCACCUGAUUCGGCAUCAGAAAAUUCACACUGGGGAGAAGCUGUAGAAGGAGGAGCCUGCACCAAAGCUUGGAAGCCUUUGCCAGAUGGGGAGGCGAGCUAGAAGAGAGAACUGGCUUUCAGUCUUCUCAUUCCCAUGUUUGACUCC
This is a messenger RNA of Galeopterus variegatus (Sunda flying lemur), 1578 nucleotides long. It is a transcript of the gene ZNF70, whose product is annotated as zinc finger protein 70. NCBI's taxonomy places the organism in Eukaryota, Metazoa, Chordata, Mammalia, Dermoptera, Cynocephalidae. Gene Ontology annotation, biological process: regulation of transcription by RNA polymerase II. The record is from RefSeq and is a predicted model, not a curated record. Bases 134 to 1477 code for a protein of 447 amino acids. Gene Ontology annotation, molecular function: RNA polymerase II cis-regulatory region sequence-specific DNA binding; DNA-binding transcription factor activity. The transcript is spliced from 2 exons.